AUUACGGGCUAUUAAGAAUGUGAUAUUAUAUUUGUUUGGCGAUGUUAAGAAGAAAUGUGAAUUUGUGGAUGAAAUUGCGGAAAGCAUUAAAUAGUUAUAAUUUUGUAUAUAAUCUGUAAACGGCAAUUGUUAGCGGCCUCCUGGUAGUCCGAAGAAGAUGGAGGAUAGUAAGAGAGACACGAUCAUGAUCACAAACGAUGAUGGAAUCGACGCUCCUGGCCUUAGAGCUCUCGUUAACGUUCUCCUCGCUACCAAUCUUUACGAUCUUCAAGUCUGCGCCCCUGAUACUGAGAAAUCAGCUGUUAGUCACAGUAUUACAUGGCUUCACCCAAUUGCUGCUAAGAAAGUUCACAUUGAUGGAACCACAGCCUAUGCAGUUUCUGGGACUCCAGCUGAUUGCACUUCUCUUGGAAUUUCCAAAGCACUCUUUGCUACAGUAGCUGAUCUGGUAGUAAGUGGCAUAAACAUGGGUAACAACUGCGGUUACAACAUUGUUUACUCAGGCACGGUUGCUGGAGCUCGAGAGGCAUUCUUCAAUGAUAUACCUUCUAUAUCCAUUUCAUACGACUGGGUUAAAGGAACGAGUAAUCUACAUGACUUCACCCUUGCCGCACAAGCAUGCAUACCUAUCAUAAAUGCUUUGAUGGUUGAUAUAAAGAACCAAAGAUACCCUAAAAAGUGCUUUUUGAAUAUCGAUGUACCAAUCAAUGUUGCUAAUCAUAAGGGUUACAGGCUUACUAAGCAGGGUAAAAGUAUAAUCAAGAUGGGAUGGAAGCAAGUCACCUCCGAGGCAGAAGGACGAAAAAUGUUAUCCGAUAUGACCAAUACAGACACAGCAGCACCUACAGAUUUUAACAUGUCAUCUACACCUGGAAGUCUUUUAUUUGCAAGAGAAGUAAAAGGUGUCCAACUUGAUCAUGAUGAUACUAUUACUGAUCACAAAUCUUUGCAGGAAGGAUAUAUUACUGUCACUCCUCUUGCUGCUAUCUCUCAGGAGGAGGUAGAUUGUCAAAACUAUUUUAAGGAUUGGCUACAAAGUGUCUCAGAAUCUCCCUCUUCGUCGGCUCUAUAAUUCUGAGUUUUAAGAAGGGGGUAUUCAUAUGUUGCAUUGAGAGUUGACACUACAUAGCUUCAAAUUAGCAAUAAAACAUAGGUGGUACAAGAAUGCCAAAAUACAACACUUCGGCUAAGAAUUACUUACAUGAAGAGAUGAGAGAGUGAACAGUUUUAAAGAGACAAUUUUUUUUAGUGAGAUGCUACAUUUUUAUUGGACAGAAAGAAAAAAGUUAUUAAAAGGAAUAUUAAAAUUAUUCAAUUAUCAUCCUUUCUUAAUUA
Molecule: messenger RNA, 1335 nt
Organism: Cicer arietinum (chickpea)
Lineage: Eukaryota; Viridiplantae; Streptophyta; Magnoliopsida; Fabales; Fabaceae
Cellular component (GO): cytosol
Molecular function (GO): nucleotidase activity
Source: RefSeq, a predicted model, not a curated record